Messenger RNA from Gastrolobium bilobum, 1221 nucleotides. RefSeq lists its product as uncharacterized. The record is from RefSeq and is a predicted model, not a curated record. The transcript has 2 exons. Bases 1 to 1221 code for a protein of 406 amino acids. NCBI's taxonomy places the organism in Eukaryota, Viridiplantae, Streptophyta, Magnoliopsida, Fabales, Fabaceae.
AUGCUGGAGAAGGAGAACGACAUACUGACAGUUAUGAGAUACAUGUCUCAAGAGCAAGAGAAUGAGGCAUUGGACACCACUCUUGGGGCGGGUGUUAACAAGAAGGGCUUCGUGGCUUUGAUUAAGGACCUGAAGUAUAGGUUCAAGAUUAGAAUUCUGGUUCUUCUGGAGACCAAAAUUAGUGGAAUGAAGGUUGAUGCUAAGAUCAAGCAGCUUGGCUUCAGUAACUCUUUUCGCCAAGAGGCUGUGGGGUACUCAGGUGGUAUCUGGAUCUUGUGGGACGAUGCUGAGGUGUCUAUCCAAGUGAUCCAAUCGGAUCACCAGUUCGUCCAUGCAAGAGUUUUACACAAAUCCCUUUCGGUCGAGGAACUUGUUACCUUCAUGUAUGCUAGUCCCAGACAUAUAGAAAGACUUCACAUGUGGGAGGAGCUCUGUGUGCUGGCCUCAUCAAUCAACAAUGAAGCUUGGAUGGUGCUGGGAGACUUCAACGCCAUGAUCCUUAACACCGAGAAAAAGAGAGGAGGUGAUUUCUGCUGGAGAAGUGACUCGGAGUUCAAGGAUUGCCUAGACUAUUGCCUUGUCAAGGAUAUAGGCUUUUCUGGACCGUAUUCUACUUGGAAAAGGAACUCUUUAUAUGAAAGGCUUGAUAGAGUUUGUGUUAAUGAUCAAUGGAAUCUUGCGUGGCCUGAGAGGGAUGUGACACAUCUCCCUUUUUUCUCGUUAGAUCACUGUCCCAUUCUCUUGACCCACAAGAGUUACUCAGAUGAUUCCAAUGGAGCCAAGCCAUUCAGAUUUUUAGCCCCAUGGUUAACAACUGAAGGGUUUAAUGAUAUUGUGUCCAGGUGCUGGGAUUCGACGGAGCAUUGGUUAGAAGCUAGAGAUAGGUUCCAAGAAGAGGUCCUAGCCUGGCAUAAUAACUACUUUAGAAGCACUCAAAAGCAGAAGAACAGGUUACAUGCUCAUAUCAGGGGGAUUGAAAUUUCUCUUAUGAGCAGGUAUGAUCAUAACUUGGAUAUGCUUCUCAGGUCCCUAUGGAAAGAGCUGGAAAGUAUUCUCAUCAGAGAAGAACUCAACUGGUUUCAGAGAUCUAGAUGUGACUGGAUAAAACUCGGUGACAGGAAUACAAAGUUCUAUCACUCUAACACUGUGGCCAAGAGAAGAAGGAACGAGAUCCUGACUUUGAAGAAUGAGAAUGGGGAGUGGCUGGCUGAUCCCAAAUAG